AUCUCCCAGGAUGCCCCGCGGGCGGGGACACCAUCUCCCAGCGCGCCCCGCGCCGGCUGGCGCCCACCUGCCGCCGCCCCCCGGCUCGGAAUUCUCGGGUCUGUUUCCCGUCGGGGGCUGCGGGCCCCUCUCCGACGGCUUCCUGGCGGCCGCGGCAGCGCGAUGGACAGCCCGGAGGUCACCUUCACGCUGGCCUACCUGGUGUUCGCCGUGUGCUUCGUGUUCACGCCCACCGAGUUCCACUCGGCCGGGCUCACCGUGCAGAACCUGCUGUCGGGCUGGCUGGGCAGCGAGGACGCCGCCUUUGUGCCCUACCACCUGCGCCGCACGUCCGCCACGCUGCUGUGCCACUCGCUGCUGCCGCUCGGCUACUACGUGGGCAUGUGCUUUGCAGCUUCAGAAAAGCAGCUCUACUCCCUCAGCCAGGCCCCGGAGGCCUGGCAGCUCUUCCUCUUGCUGGCAGUGACUCUGCCCACCAUCGCCAGCACGCUGAUCUACUACUGGUCCUGUGAUCAGUGGGCCCACCACCCGCUGGCCCGCACCCUGGCCCUCUACGCCCUCCCGCAGUCAGGCUGGCGGGCUGUGGCCUCCUCAGUCAACACCGAGUUCCGGCGGAUCGAUAAGUUUGCCACGGGGGCACCAGGGGCUCGUGUGAUCGUGACGGACACGUGGGUGAUGAAGGUGACCACGUACCGUGUGCACGCGGCUCGGCAGCAGGACGUGCACCUGACCGUGACAGGGUCACGGCAGCAUGCGCUCUCGGCGGACUCCAGCCUGCCUGUGCAGCUCCUCACCAUCCACGUGGCCAGUGCCAGCCCUGGGGUGCGGGCCUUCGACAUCCGGCUGAACUCCACGGAGUAUGGUGAGUUGUGUGAGAAACUCCGCGCACCCAUCCGCAGUGCGGCCAACGUGGUCAUCCAUCAGAGCCUGGGCGACCUGUUCCUGGAGACAUUUGCUUCCCUGGUGGAGGUCAACCCAACCUACUCGGUCCCUAGCAGCCAGGAGCUGGAGGCAUGCAUUGGUUGCAUGCAGACACGUGCCAGUGUGAAGCUGGUGAAGACCUGCCAAGAGGCAGCUGAGGGCGAGUGCCAGCAGUGCUACUGUCGCCCCAUGUGGUGUCUCACCUGCAUGGGCAAGUGGUUCGCCAGCCGCCAGGACCCACAGCGCCCUGACACCUGGCUCGCCAGCCGCGUGCCCUGCCCCACCUGCCGUGCACGCUUCUGCAUCCUGGAUGUGUGUGCCGUGCGCUGAGCCUGCUGGCUGGAGCAAGGGAGUGGCCUUGGGGGUCCCAGCGAGCCCUGCUAGGGACCCCACAGUCACCAUGAGGAGCAGCCAGGGCUCCAGGCCCUCGUUUGUGUUGUCAGCCAGGGGUUCUUUCCCCAGCAUGAUGAAGGACGAGGGUUUUUGUUUAAAAAGGAAGUUUUCUUUAGCAGU
Callorhinus ursinus (northern fur seal) is the source of this 1434-nucleotide messenger RNA. It is a transcript of the gene TMEM129, whose product is annotated as transmembrane protein 129, E3 ubiquitin ligase. Gene Ontology annotation, molecular function: ubiquitin protein ligase activity. NCBI's taxonomy places the organism in Eukaryota, Metazoa, Chordata, Mammalia, Carnivora, Otariidae. Gene Ontology annotation, biological process: protein ubiquitination. Gene Ontology annotation, cellular component: endoplasmic reticulum; membrane. The record is from RefSeq and is a predicted model, not a curated record.